AUGCUCUUCGUCUCUCGUCAUUCUUUUCAAUUUCCAGUGAUCUCGCGCGAUCACGAGGUUAAAUCUUUGGACAGCCAACCACUUGACGCAGCGCGAGAUUUGGAACGACUGCAACAAGAAGUGGCGCAAUUGUCGUUGUUUUCCUCCAACGAAGGAUUGGAGGAUGUCAGUACCAAGUCGUUGCCCUUGUUGGCUCUGGAACAUCAUCUGGCACUGGCGUAUACGCGAUUGCCCAGUGGCCGCGGUCAAAUGAAUGAACGGCAAUCGCAGUUGCGACGCAGUGUCGAUUUGUGGGCGGCCUUUUUGCACAAAUUGGAGACCCUCGAGUCCAACAGCAGUAGUAGUAAUGAUGAUUUCCAGCUAGUGACACCGGCCGAACAAAAGGAAUAUCAAAUGCUGCUGGAAUGUUCAUCGUCGACCACAACCACAGAGGAUGACAACAACAAUUCACAACAACCACCUCAACUUCCCGCGGCCAAUCGAGACGACAAGAUUGCUCGUUUCAAAGCCAAACAACAAGCGCAAAAAGAAGUGGAACGACUGAAAUCACUGCGAGAACGACGCAGUCGAAUAGGAGUAGCGGCAGAAGAAGUCAUGGACGAAUUUGAUGAAGAAACGUUGGAUCGCAGUGUCGCCAUGACCAAUCUACUCUUGGCCAAAGCAGAAGCACUGGAAGAAUGGGCAUCCACACUGCGAGAACUCCCCAUGAUUGCUCGCAUGGUACAAAUGGAACAAGAUAGAAUGGAAGGACGAAUGCAGCCACCACCACAACGAGCAACCGCUUCGGGGUUGCAAGUGACGCACAUUACGCUCGAUGGCGCUAAUAAUAAUCAAUUGCAAUUCAAACGAGAAGAAAUCAAAUCGCAAGUCUUUCGACCGGGAUGGAAUCAACCCACCAUGAGUUUACACGAAUUGGCCGAUCGAGAACGUGCCGAUGCCAUUGCACGAGGAGAACGACAAAAGGCAGCCGAAGCCAAUCAACAGUUACAGCCACGACGAUACGAUCAGCUGCAGCGAGAUGGGCUGGAGGAUAAUGCCAAUGCCGUCGAUGCCAGUGCGGCCCUCGAUCAAGCAUGGGAUGAUUGGAAAGAUGAAAAUCCAAGAGGAAGUGGUAACAAGCGAGGAGAUCAAGGUGAUCGGAAUUUUUAA
Molecule: messenger RNA, 1149 nt
Organism: Seminavis robusta
Lineage: Eukaryota; Bacillariophyta; Bacillariophyceae; Naviculales; Naviculaceae
Source: the annotation of a GenBank genome assembly